Strigops habroptila (Kakapo) is the source of this 1357-nucleotide messenger RNA. It is a transcript of the gene APOA4, whose product is annotated as apolipoprotein A4. The record is from RefSeq and is a predicted model, not a curated record. Lineage: Eukaryota; Metazoa; Chordata; Aves; Psittaciformes; Psittacidae. The transcript is spliced from 4 exons. The coding region runs from base 186 to 1289 and encodes 367 amino acids. Gene Ontology annotation, biological process: lipoprotein metabolic process; lipid transport. Gene Ontology annotation, molecular function: lipid binding. Gene Ontology annotation, cellular component: extracellular region.
AGGCCUGCGUGGAAGCCACCGAGGGCGCUCAGGCUGCAUAAAUAGGGCCGGUGCUCCCCGGCACGGCACGGCACAGCACAGCUCAGCUCAGCACAGCUCAGCUCAGCACAGCUCAGCUCAGCACAGCACAGCUCAGCACAGCAGGGACCGCAGUAGUGGCAGUGCGGGCAUCCCCAGCACUCAGGAUGUCUCCCAAGGCGGCCGCCCUUGUCCUGGUGCUCCUCGUGGUCUCAGGAGCCCAGGCUGAUGUCAACCCGGACGAGGUGGCCAGCGUGCUCUGGAAGUACUUCACGGAGCUGGGCAGCAAUGCCAAGGACACAGUGGAUCAGCUGCAGCAAGCCGAGAUCACCAAGCAGCUCAACACCCUCCUGGGGAGCAACCUGCAGAGCGUCAGCUCGUACGCCGAGGACCUGCAGCGGCGGCUGGUGCCGUUCGCCACGGAGCUGCAGGCGCGGCUGGCGCAGGACUCGCAGCGCCUGAAGGAGCAGAUCCGGCAGGAGCUGGCGGAGCUGCAGGCCAAGCUGGCGCCCUAUGCCGACGAGGUGCACCAGCAGAUCGGCACCAACAUCCGCCAGCUCCAGGCCAAGAUGAGCCCCUACGCCGAGGAGCUGCGCUCGCAGGUGGACCGCGGCGCCGGCGACCUGCGCCGGGCGCUGGAGCCCUUGGCCGCUGAGCUGCGGGACCGGCUGCAGGGCAACGCCGAGGACAUCCAGGCUUCGCUCAGCCCCUACGCCGACCGGCUGCAACAGCAGAUCGAUGGCGGCGUGGAGAGCAUCAAGGAGCGCCUGGCGCCCUUGGCCGACGAGCUGAAGGCGCAGGUGGGGAGGAGCGUGGCGGAGCUGCGCCGCGGGCUCAGCCCCUACGCGCAGGAGGUGCAGGACGGCCUCAACCGUCAGCUCGAGGGUCUGACGGCGCGGAUGGAGCGAGUGGCCGAGGAGCUGCGGGCGCGCCUGGCCGCCAGCUCGGAGGAGCUGCGGGCGCAGCUCAGCCCCCUGGCGCAGGAGCUGCGGCAGGCAGCAGGCAGCGAUGCCGAGGGGCUGCAGCAGCGCCUGGAGCCCCUUGUGCAGAGCCUGGAUGAGCGCGUGGGGCAGACGCUGGAGGCUUUCCGGCAGCAGGCAGCCCCCUUCGGGGAGGCCUUGGGGCGGCAGCUGGUGCAGCGGCUGGAGGACAUGCAGGGCAAGCUGGACUCGGGCGCUGCCGGCGUCGAGGAUCACCUCGAGCUGCUGGAGAAGGAGGUGCGGGAGAAGGUGGCCGCCUUCCUCAGCACUGCGCCACCGACGGCGGACUGAGCCCCCCGAUGGCGCCAUGGGGAUGGGGUGUGCUCACGGCACAAAUAAACCCGUGUGUGUGAUGCACA